CACUUCUCUUCACAGUCUGUUUUAUUCUCAGAGUGAAUGAGUUUGCGGCUUCACGGGAGCGCUGUAAUGUGAAAAGCCGCAUUUGCACUAUUAGUACGCUCGCACUGAAAAGAAAAAAACACGAGAGCACGUUUCUUUUCUCUUCACAUCUCUAGUCACAUCCCGAGAGUGGAUUAACACAUUGAAGUGCUACAACCAUGUCCAGGCCAGCGGGAGGCAGUGUUAAUGAUGUCACCCACUUCCUGUCCACGGGGGCGGGGCCUGCGUCACCAACCUCAGUGUUCUCCGCCUCCAGCCAAGCUGAUUGGGCGGCUAAGAGACUCGUAUGGGUGCCUUCAGAGAAACAUGGGUUUGAGUCUGCAAGCAUGCGCGAGGAGCGAGGCGACGAGGUGGAUGUGGAGCUUACAGACAGUGGGAAGAAGCUGACGCUUUCGAGGGAGGAGCUCCAGCGGAUGAACCCACCUCGAUUCAGUAAAGUUGAAGACAUGGCCGAUCUCACGUGCCUCAAUGAGGCCUCUGUCUUAAACAACCUACGAGAGAGAUACUAUUCAGGACUCAUAUAUACAUACUCCGGCCUGUUUUGUGUGGUGAUCAACCCCUAUAAGAACCUGCCCAUCUAUACAGAAUCCAUCAUAGAGAUGUAUCGUGGGAAGAAACGGCACGAGAUGCCCCCACAUAUCUACGCCAUAUCGGAGGCGGCCUACAGGAGCAUGCUGCAAGACAGAGAAGAUCAGGCCAUCCUGUGCACAGGGGAAUCUGGUGCAGGAAAGACGGAGAACACAAAAAAAGUGAUUCAGUAUCUGGCACAUGUGGCGUCCUCACACAAGUCUGGCACUCUGGGUCGUCCCAAAGACAGCGCCCUACAGAUGGAUGGGACGCGCUCUCUGGGUCGUGGCAGUAGUUCUGUGAACAGGACUAUGCAGUAUGGGGAACUGGAGAGACAGUUACUGCAAGCAAACCCCAUUCUUGAGGCCUUCGGCAAUGCCAAAACCGUCAAAAAUGACAACUCUUCCAGAUUUGGCAAAUUCAUCAGAAUCAAUUUUGAUGUUGCUGGAUAUAUUGUUGGUGCUAAUAUUGAGACCUAUUUGCUGGAGAAGUCCCGAGCCAUUCGUCAGGCUAAAGAAGAGCGAACCUUCCAUAUCUUCUACCAGCUCCUCUCUGGAGCUUCUGAGGCCAUGAGAAAGGAGCUUCUGCUGGGCAGUGCGGAUCAGUACCGCUUCCUCUGCGGGGGGUCACUUCCUGUUCAGGGUCAGAGUGAUUCAGAAAACUUUACGCAGACAAUGGACUCGGUGACUAUCAUGGGCUUCACCCAGGAAGAGUCCACAUCUAUGUUAAAGGUGAUCUCUGCAGUGCUGCAGUUUGGGAACAUCACGUUUCACAAAGAGAAGAACACCGAUCAGGCCUCAAUGCCGGAUGACACAGCAGCGCAGAAACUCUGCCACCUGCUGGGCAUCAGUGUACUGGAGUUCAGCCGAGCCAUUCUCACCCCCCGCAUUAAAGUGGGCCGCGAGUACGUCCAGAAGGCCCAGACCAAGCAGCAGGCUGAUUUUGCAGUGGAGGCUUUGGCGAAGGCCACAUAUGAGCGUCUUUUCCGUUGGCUGGUGCACCGCAUCAACAGAGCCCUGGACCGCAGACAGCGUCAGGGGGCCUCGUUCAUCGGGAUCCUGGACAUCGCUGGAUUUGAGAUCUUCCAGCUGAACUCAUUCGAGCAGUUAUGUAUCAACUACACUAAUGAGAAACUACAGCAGCUGUUCAAUCACACCAUGUUUGUACUGGAGCAAGAGGAGUACCAGCGAGAGGGCAUCGAGUGGAACUUCAUCGACUUCGGUCUGGAUCUUCAGCCCUGUAUCGACCUCAUUGAGAGACCGGCUCAUCCUCCCGGCGUCCUGGCAUUGUUGGAUGAGGAGUGUUGGUUUCCGAGGGCAACUGAUCGCUCAUUUGUGGACAAGCUGUCAGCUGAGCAGGGUUCACACUCAAAGUUCAUGCGGCCGAGGCAGCUUAAAGAAGAGGCCGACUUCUCCAUUAAACACUAUGCUGGCAAGGUGGACUAUAAGGCAGAUGAGUGGCUGAUAAAGAACAUGGAUCCAUUGAAUGAUAAUGUUGCAUCUCUCCUGCAUCAGUCGUCUGAUCCCUUCAUCUCUGAGCUGUGGAGGGAGGAUAUUCAAACUCUUCCUCGCGUGUACUUUUUUGACUCUUAUGCCACACUGCAAACCAAUGGCACUGACAGCAUGGAGAGGAUUGUGGGUCUGGAUCAGGUGUCAUCUGGUGAGAGCAGUGGACCGGUGAAUUUUGGGGCGGCCGGGCUCAAGACGAAGAAGGGCAUGUUUCGCACCGUGGGACAGCUCUACAAAGAGUCCCUCGCUAAACUGAUGGCCACCCUCCGCAACACCAACCCCAACUUCCUGCGCUGCAUCAUCCCUAACCAUGAGAAAAGGGCAGGGAAGUUGAGUCCUCAUUUGGUUCUGGAUCAGUUGAGGUGUAAUGGGGUGCUGGAGGGAAUCAGAAUCUGCAGACAGGGCUUCCCGAACCGCAUCCCAUUCCAGGAGUUCAGACAGAGGUAUGAGAUCUUGACUCCGAAUGCUAUUCCUCGAACCUUUAUGGAUGGCAAACAGGCGUGUGAGCUAAUGAUCAGUGCUUUGGAGCUGGACAAGAACCUUUUCCGGGUGGGACAGAGUAAGGUGUUCUUCCGGGCUGGAGUUUUGGCUCACCUGGAGGAAGAACGAGACUUGAAGAUCACUGACACUAUCAUCCACUUCCAGAGCGUGGCCCGUGGAUAUCUUGCCAGGAGGGCGUUCCAUAAGAAGCAGCAGCAGCUCAGCGCUCUGCGUGUGAUGCAGAGGAACUGUGCUGCGUACCUGAAGCUCAGAAACUGGCAGUGGUGGAGACUCUUCACCAAGGUGAAGCCCUUGCUGCAGGUGACCCGCCAGGAUGAAGAGAUUCAAGCUCGGGAAGCACAGCUUCAGAAAGCCAAAGACAAUCUGAGUAAACUAGAGCAUGACUUUUCUGAACUGGACAGAAAAAACCAACAGCUGAUGGAGGAGAAGUCAGUGCUGACUGACCAGCUGCAGGCGGAGGCGGAGUUAUUCGCAGAGGCAGAGGAAAUGAGAGCGCGGCUGGCCAGUCGCAAACAGGAGCUUGAAGAUGUGUUGGGGGAGCUUGAGAGCCGAUUGGAGGAGGAAGAGGAGAGGACCCUUCAGCUGACCAAUGAGAAGAAACGAAUUCAGCAACAUGUGCAGGAUCUGGAGGAACAGCUCGAGGAGGAAGAGGGAACACGUCAGCGCCUCCAGCUGGAGAAAGUCACCCUGGAGAGCAAAGUGAAGAGUCUGGAGGCUGAGACGCUGACUGUGGGAGAGCAGAGAGACAGAUUAAGCAAGGAGAAAAAACAGCUGGAAGAGAGACUGAAUGAAGUGUCAGAUCAACUCACAGAAGAAGAGGAGAAGGUGAAGAGUCUUAACAAGCUGAAAAACAAACAGGAAGCUGUCAUUGCUGAUUUAGAAGAGCGUCUGAAGAGGGAAGAGCAGGGCCGUCUGGAACAGGAGAAGUGGAAGAGGCGGAUGGAAGGAGAGGCAGUGGAGGCCCAAGAGCAGCUGUCUGACCUGAGCUUACUCGUCACUGAGCUGAGAGGCAGCCUGAGCCAAAGAGAGAAAGAGAUCACCACACUACAGACACGGCUGGAAGAAGAGGCGGCACGUCGUACAGAGGCUCAGAGAGCCCUGAGAGAGGCCAUGUCUCAGGUCUCUGAGCUCAAAGAGGAGGUGGACAACGAAAAAGGAAUGAGGGAGAGAGCUGAGAAACAGAGGAGAGAUCUGGGAGAGGAGUUAGAGGCAUUGAGGACUGAACUAGAAGAUACAUUGGACACUACAGCUGCUCAGCAAGAGCUCAGGUCUCGCCGUGAGGCUGAGUUAGGAGAGCUUCAGAGAUGUUUGGAGGAGGAGACCCGUCGUCAUGAAGCCCAGCUGUCAGAGCUCCGCAUCAAACACACCGCUGCCAUAGACUCCCUACAGGAGCAGCUGGACAACGCCAAGAGAUCCCGUCAGUCUCUGGAGAAGGCGAAGGCCGUUCUGGAGGAGGAGCGCAUGAACCUGAGCGCUGAGCUGAAGACUUUACAGGGAGGGAAGAUGGAGAGCGAGAGGGGCAGAAAGCGAGCAGAGGGACAGUUACAGGAACUCAACGCACGCCUCUCACAGGCUGAGAGAGAAAGAGGGGAGCGAGAGGAGCGACUAAGUAAACUCCAGUUGGAGCUCGAGUCUCUGUCCAGUUCCCUAUCCUCAUCUGAGUCCAAAUCUCACCGCCUAAGCAAGGAGGUCAGCAGUCUGGAGAGCCAACUACAUGAUGUGCAGGAGCUACUGCAGGAAGAGACACGGCAGAAGUUGGCGCUGGGCUCACGUGUACGUGCUCUAGAGGAAGAAAAAACUGGAUUGAUGGAGAGACUAGAGGAGGAGGAGGAGAAGACCAGAGAACUUACACGCCAGAUUCAGAACCACACACAACAGCUGUCUGAUCUAAAGAGGCAGACCGAGGAAGUGAAUUCAGCGGUGGAGGUCGGUGAGGAGGCCAGGAGGAAGAUGCAGAGAGAGCUGGAGAAUGCCAUACAGAGAGAGAAAGCCAAAGAAGAAGAGAAAGAACGCAUAGAGAGACAGAAAGAACGGCUGAGAGAAGAGAUAGAGGACAUGACAAUUGCUUUGCAGAGAGAAAGACAAAACUGCACUGCUCUGGAGAAACGACAGAAGAAAUUUGAUCAGUGUUUGGCAGAGGAGAAAGCAGUUAGUGCUCGGCUGCUGGAGGAACGGGACCGCGCAGAAGCAGAGAGUCGAGAGAAGGAGACGCGUUUCCUGUCUCUCUCUAGAGCCUUGCAGGAAGCAACAGAUCAGAGAGAUGAGCUGGAGAGAACCAAUAAGCAGCUCCGCCUGGAGAUGGAGCAGCUCGUCAACGCCCAAGAUGACGUGGGCAAAAAUGUUCAUGAGCUAGAACGUUCUCGACGGGCUUUGGAAACAGAAGCCCAGUCUCUGAAAGAACAGACCCAGGAGCUGGAGGAUGAGCUGACAGAAGCUGAGAACGCUCGCCUCAGACUGGAAGUCACCCUUCAGGCUCUUAGAGCUCAGUUUGAGAGAGAGAUCAGCACUAAAGAGGAGAAAGGGGAAGAAAAGAGGAGAGCACUCAACAAACAGGUGCGAGAACUUGAAACAAUGCUUGAAGAGGAGAAGACUCAGAGAGCUCAGGCUUUGACUGUCAAAAAACAACUGGAGACAGAGCUGCAGGAGGCGGAGGCUCAGGUGGAAACAGCCAAUCGGGGCAGAGAGGAAGCACUAAGACAGAUGAAACGUCUCCAGACUCAGAUGAAGGAGCUUAUUCGUGAGCUUGAUGAGACCAAGUUGGCUCGAGACGAGAUUGUUGCCCAGUCAAAGGACAGCGAGAAACGGCUGCAGACGCUGGAAGCAGAACUAUUACAGCUGACAGAGGAGCUGGCUGUUUCUGAGAGGCAGCGGAGACAGGCCCAGCAGGAAAGAGAGGAACUGGCAGAUGAAAUCGUCAACAGUACAACUGGAAAAUCUGCACUGUUGGAAGAGAAGAGGCGUCUUGAGGCCAGAAUCACUCAGCUGGAGGAAGAGUUGGAGGAGGAACAAAGUAACGCUGAACUACUAGCCGAGAGACAGAGGAAGAGCAACUUACAGGUUGAAACACUUACAGUCCAGUUAUCUGGAGAGAGGACGCUGGCACAGAAGAGCGAGAGCGCACGAGAGACUCUGGAGAGGCAGAAUAAAGACCUGAAAACUCGUCUCAGUGAGAUGGAGGGGGCAGUGAAGGGAAAACAUCGCCUCAGUGUCGCCGCCCUGGAGGCCAAGAUAGAAUCUGUGGAGGAACAACUGGAGCAGGAGAGACAGGAGCGAGCCAUGGCCAAUAAGCUUGUGAGGAAAACAGAGAAGAAACUGAAAGAAGUUCUGAUACAGGUGGAAGAUGAAAGGAGACAUGCAGAUCAGUAUAGAGAACAGUUGGAUAAGUCUAUGGGACGUCUCCGUCAGCUGAAGAGGCAGUUAGAGGAGGUGGAGGAAGAGAACUCUCGCUCCAACGCUCAGCGCAGGAAGCUACAGAGAGAGCUGGAGGAAAUGAGCGACAGCAUGCAGAUCAUGAACCGCGAGCUCAACACUCUCCGUUCCCAACUCAGCGUCACAGAACGGCAGAAGUCAGAACAGCGAGCUCCGCUCCCUAUCUCCAUGCGUGCUGGCCGCAGGGCUCUGGUGGAUGACCUUUCUCAGGAGAACUCUGAUUCUGAGGAUCCAGGUGCUUCUCCCACCCCGUCCAGUGGCCCUCCGGGUACCCCCACACCCUCAGACAAUGCCCUGGGCCCCCCUCCCCCAUACAGCCUUACCGACGCUGAAUAAGAAGGGGAGAUGACAGAUGGACAGUUUUACUGGUUUAACUUACAUAGCUUUUGCAAUCGUACACAUAACAGAACAUCCGUGCUGUCACACAUAACUUGAAACUAGUUAAUGUGAUUUAUUGAUUUUAAAUGAACAGAUUAGCAUGUAAGAUGGAGAAAGACUGAUGCAGUACUCUUAUAGUACUAUUUAAACCAAGCAAGCAGUGAUUAAAGACUGCAGUUUUUAAGUUGAGGAGAAAAGAAAUCAACAUUUCCCAGCAUUCCUUGGGAAAUACAAGUACUGUAUAUCGGUGCAGUAUAUCAGGCUUGUUGUGGCAAAAUUAUGACGCCAUCUCAAGCUCUCUCUCAAUCAAUCAAAAGCCAUGUGUUUAGGAGAAAUUUGCAUGUUGAUGGCAAUCAAAGGCCAUCAGGUAUUGCACAGAUGAUCCACGAUCAGGCUAAAAUGCAUCAUCUGUGCUUGCACAAGCCAUCAAACCCUCAAAGCACUGAGAAACUUUCUCUCUCUCACUCCUAAAAUAAUGUAAUGUUUUAAGAAAUUGAGAGUUGAACAGGAUCAAGGAUGUCUCUUUGGUAUUUUAAAAUAUCUCUGUGUUUAAAUUUUAAAAGUGAUAGCUCUACUUCAGAUAAAUAGACAACAGUGCUUUUUGUUAUACAUAAUUAGGCAGAGAUGAUGAUUAUGGAAGCCCAUUUCCACCCCAGAAAAAAAAAAAAAAAAGGUAAUUGCAAUUUUAUGUCACAACCGCAAUUUUGAUUCUCGUAAUAGUGACUUUAUAUCUCACAAUUUGACUAUACUUCACAAUUGCAACUUUCUUUCUCAAUAUUGUGACUGUAUAUGUCACAAAUGCAAGUUUGUUUUUCUCAGUUGCGACUUUAUGACUCACGUGACGUUAUAUCUCACAGUGUAACUUCAUAUCUUGCGAUUUAAAUAAUGGCGCAAACAGCAGUGAAUUUUCGAGCGCAAGUAAAUUGCAUUGCGUGAUUCUUUUAAAUACUUACCUCUCAUAAAUUUACUGAUUGAAAGAGAAACUCCUACAAAUGCAUAUUAAAUAAGGUGAGUCCCAAAAAUAACUGGGUCCACGCCUUUUUAGCAUUACUUUCCCACUGCGUAUAUACCUAUAUCUUAUAAUUGUGACUUUAUAUCUCACAGCGUGACUUUAUUUCUUAUUUUAAACUUUAUGUCACAGUUAUCUUUUUCAUUUUUUACUCUGCGGUAAAAAGGGGCUUCCAUAGGUGGCAAUGAUUGUAUAAUACAAAGACAGACAAGUGAGAAAGAGAAAAUGCUUUUCUAUUAAAUUAAUAUGCUACAAAUUUGAGCUGUCCAUUAUAGCUUUUACAUCUUAGCCAUAAUCUAACCAUUAGAAAAAAAAAUGAGGAUACUGAAAAUAAAUAAAAAAAAUACAUAAAAGGUCAAAGAGAUACUGGACUUAUAGCAGAAAACAAAAGAAAAGCAGCCCACCUCCAUGUAGAUUUAACAGUAACGACUCUUAGAUAUCUGAAAUAUACCUGCUGUGAUCUCAUUCAGUUCAGCUCCUUAUUAAGUUCAGGGUAUCUGUGCUGCAGAUCAGACCCUCUUAGAUACUGUGUGUAGAUAGUUACAGGGAUGCUUUUGUUAGUAGUGACAUAGAUAGGUAGUUAGGAUUUCUUAAUUUAUGUCUUUAAACAUCGGCUCCAGACUUGUUGUAAUUUUUUAUCAAAUAAGAGAAUUCCAGUAUGCAGUCUAUUUAUUUUGUUUUGUAUUGAUUUUUUGUCUGCACAUAGACAUGUUAUGGUUGUUGUAUAGUUUGCGAUCUUAAGUGAAAACAAGGCGAAAUGAAAGAGAAUUUGAGGGUAAGGAUGGGUUUACAGUUAGCAGGGUAUCAGUCACUAACACUGGACAGAAUAAAAAAUACAUUUUCACUAAAUAAGCUGCAGUGGACCUCAAAGAAUAUAUAACACAUCAAACUCAAAUAACACAUUCGUCAAUAUGGUUUUGCCACUGGGCAAGCGUGAGAAGUCUGUUAUCAGGAUUUCUGAUUGUUUCAUGGUGUGAACUUGGAAGAUAUAAAAAUGUAAUAUCUUUCCCAGGGUUUGAAGGCUGCUAGUUAUUACUUAUCUCAUUAUAUCAAUGCAACUUUUUUUUUUUAAAUCAAAAGGACAUAUUGUAUUUUUGUUUGAUUGUUUGUUUGUUCAUUUUUGAAUGUGGUAAAUAUUUAUGGUUCAAAGCGUUUGUUACACACAAUCUGGGGCAUAUGGAUGACUAAAGGGACAUUAUUUUAGCUGUAUGCAUGUCAACAGUGCCUGUAGUAUCUGCAAAAAAUACACAACGGAGUCUAUUGAAAAUCAGUGAAAUAAUAAGAACGAGGUCUGGAAUUUAAUAAAUAAAUUGCAACAUUAGGUCUCCCUGAACAGCAAUCUGACUCAGACAUCCUUCUCAAAGAUACUUUUUGGAUUAAAGUUGUUGAUUGGUUCUGAAAUGUUUUUUGUUUUAAUUGAUGAAUUCAUGACAAAUGAAAGUUUCCUUAACCUUCACUAUACGCAAGUUUCUAAUAUUGUCAUUCAUAGAUAUUGUAUGGUGAUGAGCAUUUUAAUACACUGCUCUAGUUUUUCAAGCGAUAACAGUGUUAAACUGUGAAUGAUUAAUGAUUAAUGUUUGUCACCAUUAAGUAUUAGAACAUAUUUAAGAUCUGUUCAGCCUGUGAAAUUACAAUUUGAUGCACUGAAGAGUUUAUUACACUGUUAUUAGCGCAGUUAUUGCUACCUGUGUGGUCCUAGAAAUCAGAAAGCAGGGUUUUCGUAUUAGAUCAUCACUCAACGUAAAAUGUCUGUAACAGGUUAUAUAGAUCCAUUUUGAUACUUGAAUUGUUUUAUUUGUUCCAAUAAUGUUUAAUUUGGUGUAUUUUUUCAAUUCUGAUCUCUAGAAUCAAGAUGGAAAUGUAUUUAGUUGUAAAAUGUUGACUGAAAGGAAGGAAACCACGCUGUUAAGACUAAAGGGUAGGAGCGCACACACAAGCCAAAAGACUCAAGCCUUGUACAACAGAUUGUUUUUAUUCUGCUUAUUUGUCCAUGUUCCUAAAUUACAUCUGUUUGCCUGUCAAGCAACUCAACAUUGCUGCUAAUAUUGUGGUUUGUCAUUGAUUUGUACAUUUAGCGGACUGAUUUGCAGAGCGAAAAAUCAAUUUGGAGAGCAUUUGAGUUCAAAAACCAGUCGUAUUUCUCUGAAUCCUAAAUUUUUGGUUAAUAAAUGAACCUUGUUAUACUGAACCUGUGCUUUAUAAUGCAGCUUUGAACCAGUGUGAGAUGAGUGGACAAUAGCUGAGAAUAUGUAUGAAAAGGAAUUAAAACUCCAGCGGAGAAAUUGUUUGUAUCUGA
Molecule: messenger RNA, 9727 nt
Organism: Cyprinus carpio (common carp)
Lineage: Eukaryota; Metazoa; Chordata; Actinopteri; Cypriniformes; Cyprinidae
Cellular component (GO): myosin complex
Molecular function (GO): ATP binding; cytoskeletal motor activity; actin filament binding
Source: RefSeq, a predicted model, not a curated record